Molecule: messenger RNA, 2302 nt
Organism: Fusarium verticillioides 7600
Lineage: Eukaryota; Fungi; Ascomycota; Sordariomycetes; Hypocreales; Nectriaceae
Product: mandelate racemase
Exons: 2
Coding region: 815-2167 (450 amino acids)
Biological process (GO): amino acid catabolic process; carbohydrate catabolic process
Molecular function (GO): L-fuconate dehydratase activity; magnesium ion binding
Source: RefSeq, a predicted model, not a curated record
AUUUUCCUCUCAAGCCAGCCUUUUCCACUGGAAGAGAUGGAGCGCAUUGGAUACCCAUAGCUACGUGCUCUUUAUAAUGGACAUUCUGGCUGCGGGGGGGAAGACCGAGACCAUUCAUACUAUUGUUCAUAGCAGCCCAGGUUAAUUGCUGCGCGGGGGCGGGUCGCGGGGGUUUACUGCUCUUAGGUGCUAAAUCAUGAGUACUUCCUACAACACCAGAACCUCACUCUAGAUCAAGUCUUUCAUGAUAUCCUCUUAACAAAUUGCUCCCCCCCCUCCCCCCAAACCCACCCCCAAUCACCAACUCUCGUCUCUCCAAACCCAAGCAUAUUUAUCGGCAAGAACAUGCCGGCGGAUGGCUUCUCAUGAUAUACAAAUUCACUUUCAUGGGGGUUUCCAGUGAGCGGAUCCCGUUAUUCCAUCAAUCAGACGCUGAGGAAUUGGUCGUCAUGGCAUCUCGACUCUUGUCUUACCCCACAUCGUGACAAUGGGUGAGGUCUCAUGAGAGAGUCUGUGGGAGGAGGAGAAAAAAAGGGACCAGCAAAAGGGAGAAGCUAUAAAACAUGACGUUCCCAGCUUCAAUCUCUAUUUAGCCUCAAUUGAUUCAUUAUAAUCUUGACGAUUCUGUAUUUCUUUUUUUUUCUCGCUGUGAUCCUCUCAUCAUAACUCCUCACCAUUCACUGAAACCUCCCCCUCUCCCCGCGUGUUCGGAGCUCACCCCACCUCAAGAGUGUCACUGAUGCUUCACUGAGCUCUCUCAUACUCGACAAUUACUUACAACUUCGAAUAAAUAUACGAAUAAACCGCCGCAAUCAUGGGUGAAAUCACAAUUACAGGCUGGAAGACUCGCGAUGUUCGCUUUCCUACUUCUCUCGACGGAACCGGCUCCGAUGCCAUGAACGCUGCUGGCAACUACUCCUCCGCCUACUGCAUCCUCGAGACAGACUCUGAAUACACCGGUCACGGAAUGACCUUCACUAUUGGCCGUGGAAACGACAUCGUCUGCGCUGCCAUCAACCACGUCGCCGAGCGUCUCAAGGGCAGGACACUCUCCUCUCUCGUCGCAAACUGGGGUCAGACAUGGCGACAUCUUGUCAACGACAGUCAGCUCCGAUGGAUCGGCCCCGAGAAGGGUGUUAUCCACCUCGCUCUCGGUGCCGUCGUCAACGCUGUCUGGGAUCUCUGGGCCAAGACCCUCAACAAACCCGUCUGGCGCAUCGUCGCUGACAUGAGCCCUGAGGAGUUCGUCAGCUGCAUUGACUUCCGUUACAUCACCGAUGCCAUCACUCCCGAGGAGGCCGUCGCUAUGCUUAAGGAGCAGGAGUCUACCAAGGCUAAGCGACUCGAAGAAGCUCUCAACAACCGCGCUGUGCCUGCUUACACAACGAGUGCUGGCUGGCUUGGAUACGGAGAGGAUAAAAUGAAGAGCCUGCUUCAGGAAACCCUCAAUGCUGGGUACAAACACUUCAAGGUCAAGGUCGGUGGCGACAUUGAGCGCGACCGCAAGCGCCUAGGCAUUGCUCGCGAGGUCAUUGGUUACGACAGGGGCAAUGUUCUCAUGACAGAUGCCAACCAGGUCUGGUCCGUUCCUGAGGCCAUUGAGUACAUGAAGCAGCUCGCCGACUUCAAGCCUUGGUUCAUCGAGGAGCCUACAUCCCCCGAUGAUGUCCUCGGUCACAAGGCUGUUCGUGAUGCCCUUAAGCCUUACGGCAUUGGUGUCGCUACUGGUGAGAUGUGCCAGAACCGUGUCAUCUUCAAGCAACUCCUCCAGACUGGCGCCAUCGAUGUGUGUCAGAUCGAUGCCUGCCGUAUGGGUGGUGUUAACGAGGUCCUUGCCGUCCUCCUCAUGGCCAAGAAGUUUGGUGUGCCUAUUGUUCCUCACUCCGGCGGUGUUGGUCUUCCCGAGUACACACAGCACCUGAGCACCAUCGACUACGUCGUUGUCUCUGGAAAGCUGUCUGUUCUUGAGUACGUGGACCACCUCCACGAGCACUUCUUCCACCCCUCUGUUAUCAAGGACGGUUACUACACCACCCCUGUGGAGCCUGGAUACAGUGUUGAGAUGAAGCCUGAGAGCAUGGAUCGAUUUAGCUACCCUGGCGAGAAGGGUGUGAGUUGGUGGACUUCAGAUGAGGCCAAGGUUAUUCUCGAUGGUGAGAAGAUUUAAUGAGUGGUUGAAAAGUGUUGGAUAAAAGGGUCUGGUGUUAUCUAUCUAAAAUGCCUUCCAUAAGCGGAAUAUCAUGAAUUUAUGAGUAAUCAAACCUAACAGGCCUCUUUAUGAUGUUGAUUGGUUAUAAUUCUA